AAAGGGCCUGUCUCUCAUGUGGGUUCCUGACUAGAUGAGGAAAACAAAUCAACUUAACGUGGGAAAAAAUAAUAGAACAAAGACUUUGAGAAGAGACAAGAUCAUGCAAAAAACAAUAAUGAAGAAGACGUUAAAACACGCAAAACAAUGCAUUAAACUAACUACAAUGAGAAGCAUAUGCCGUCUUGGAUAUUCUGUCCUAAACCUACCCUUUUGCCUAUAAAUUCAUCUACCAUAUUGAAGCACUUCAUAUCUUCAUAUUUCUUAACCCCAAAGCUAAUUUUAUCAAAGUUGUUAUCACUUUGUGAGAGAUAAAAAUCAUCAAGAACAUCCGAAAUCAUGAAGCUCAACUCAUUUUCAAUCAUUGUCAUCAAGCUUUUGAUGCUACAAUACCUAUCAGCUCUUUGUCUUUCACAGGAUUUUGAUUUCUUCUACUUUGUUCAGCAGUGGCCUGGAGCAUAUUGCGAUACAAAACAUAGUUGCUGCUACCCAAAGACCGGAAAGCCUAUAGCAGAUUUUGGCAUCCAUGGACUUUGGCCUAAUUACAAGGACGGUGGCUACCCUUCCGAUUGUGAUCCCGACAGUCGUUUCGACAAAUCUGAGAUUUCAGACCUGAUUGGCCGUCUGGAAAAGGAAUGGCCGACUCUUUCCUGUCCUAGCAACGAUGGAACUAAGUUCUGGACACAUGAAUGGGUAAAACAUGGGACAUGCUCAGAAUCUGAACUUGGCCAACGUGAGUACUUUGAAGCAGCUCUCAAAUUGAAAGAAAAGGCUAACCUGCUCCGAGCACUGACAAAUGCAGGGAUCAAACCAAACGAUGAAUGCUAUGAAUUGCAGGAUAUUAAAGAUGCUAUAAAAGAAGCUGUUGGUUUCACUCCUGGCAUAGAGUGCAAUGUUGAUUCAUCUCAUAACAGCCAGCUUUAUCAGGUUUACUUGUGUGUGGAAACUUCGGGGACGGAUUUCGUUGAAUGCCCAUUGCUACAAAGGUUUAAAUGUGGUUCAAGCAUCCAGUUUCCCAAGUUUUAGUUGAAAAACUCCAUUUUCUUGAUUAAUUUAUCCAGCAAUUGUUUCAUCCUUUAACUAUGACUUUCAUUGUUAAAAAGUAAAGGACUCGGGUAUGGAUAGGCUAGUUUCCCUUUGUCCUUCACCUUGUUUUCUCCUUUGUAUUUUAUAUAAUAAAUUAA
Messenger RNA from Durio zibethinus, 1184 nucleotides. RefSeq names its product ribonuclease 3 (gene RNS3). The record is from RefSeq and is a predicted model, not a curated record. Gene Ontology annotation, cellular component: extracellular region. Gene Ontology annotation, biological process: RNA catabolic process. Lineage: Eukaryota; Viridiplantae; Streptophyta; Magnoliopsida; Malvales; Malvaceae. Gene Ontology annotation, molecular function: ribonuclease T2 activity; RNA binding.